Procambarus clarkii (red swamp crayfish) is the source of this 6087-nucleotide messenger RNA. The record is from RefSeq and is a predicted model, not a curated record. Lineage: Eukaryota; Metazoa; Arthropoda; Malacostraca; Decapoda; Cambaridae.
UGCGCGCUACUUCUCUAUCCCGCCCCGCGGCCCGGCUCUAAGGAGCCACUCUCCCUCAGGCGACGUAGCCUAAGACUCUUUAAAAAGCGUGUGCCUUGUCUCCUAGCUCUUAGCGUGUUGCUCUUGGAGACGUCUACCCAACCGUCCAUAAUCUCCGUCUGGGAUAUAGUUAAAUCAUUCCUGUGUUGAAAAUUAUAUAUAUAUAUAUAUAAGGAUUCCGCCCAUGAUCGUUAAUGAAAACUCAUUAACUUUUCUAGAAAAAUAUUAUAUUACUUUUGUUUAGAAAGUUAUAUAUUUAAUAUAUUGUUAGACAUUUGUUUAAAUUGGAAAAUAUUGUUGUGUGUUGAUUGGGUGAUAUUGCUAGAUCUGUCCAUGUGCAGUGAAGAGUAAGGGUGACAUGUGAACUUGUCAGUCAUCUCAGCGACCUGCUAUCGUUUCCUGAGACGUGUGCCUCCACCAGGCACACUCACAUAUCUGACUGUGUCAGCUGUGUAAGUGACAAACAGGUGGGUGCGCAGAAGGCAAAGUGGUUCAUCUGCGCGAGUGGGAAGCUGGACACCAUCUCCCCUAUCUCCCCACCACCACCCCUCCCUAGUGUAAACACAACAGUGAAUGUUGAUAUUACAGUGAUCACCGUAGGGCCAAUCAGGACAGGGGGUUGUAACAGCAACCUCUUCUCACCUCUACAGGUGAUCACUAUUCUUAGAGUAGUGUAAUGAGUGCUAUGAAGAUGCACUACUCUACUGCUACACCUCCAUCAUUCCCAAUGCCCCGUAACCUCUUCUUCUCUAACCUGGACGAGGUUAGACGCCCAUCCACGCCUCACUACGGACACUACGCCCACACUUCGCCCAGACCCGCUGAGGCGGCGUUGGUGUGGCCUCCAGGUGGAGAAGGCUCGCACAACAAAGGGGCGGGAGUAGUGGGCGGCGCGGGCGGUUCCUCGCCGCCCACGACUCAACAGGCGGCACCGCAGGGCCUUGUUCAUUGGAUGAGUGUUAUGGCUGAACAUAUGAACAACCCUCACCAUGAUGCCAUGCACUACAUGUGGAAUGGCGUCGAUGUAAGUACUCUGUGUUCAGCAAGCUUGGCUCUUACUACAAGCUUGGCUCUUGCUACAAGCUUGGCUCUUGCUACAAGCUUGGCUCUUACUACAAGCUUGGCUCUUACUAUAAGCUUGGCUCUUACUAUAAGCUUGGCUCUUACUAUAAGCUUGGCUCUUGCUACAAGCUUGGCUCUUACUACAAGCUUGGCUCUUACUAUAAGCUUGGCUCUUACUAUAAGCUUGGCUCUUACUACAAGCUUGGCUCUUACUACAAGCUUGGCUCUUACUACAAGCUUGGCUCUUACUACAAGCUUUAUCUUCGGGAGUAAGGCUGACCUACAGCUCCACACACAGAUCCAUAUGCGGGAGGCCAAGCCCUACAAAUGCUCCCAGUGCUCCAAAGCCUUCGCCAACUCUUCGUACUUGUCUCAACACACACGGAUCCACCUGGGCAUCAAACCCUACCGCUGUGAGAUCUGCCAACGAAAAUUCACGCAGCUUUCCCAUCUGCAGCAGCACAUCCGCACUCACACAGGUGACAAACCCUACAAAUGCCGCCAUCCUGGCUGCAAUAAGGCUUUUAGCCAGUUGUCGAAUCUGCAGUCUCAUUCACGGUGCCACCAAACGGACAAGCCCUAUAAGUGUAACUCGUGCUACAAGUGCUUUGCGGACGAAGCUUCACUUUUGGAGCACAUUCCCAAACACAAGGAGAGCAAGCAUCUCAAGACUCAUAUUUGUCAGUAUUGUGGCAAGAGUUACACUCAGGAGACGUACCUUCAGAAGCACAUGCAAAAGCACGCAGAACGACCUGACAAGCGGCCUUCCCUCUCCACCCAUGGACUACGGCAGGAUAACCCGUACUGGCCUAAGCCGGACACCACUGCUCUCGAAUCCAUGGAUAACCGCAUGUCCGAAACUUGUCUUCAAAAUUCCUUGGACCCGACGCGCCACUUAGCAUCCCGAGAGCACAUUGAUCCUCGUGGCGAGGAACUGCGCCACACUCCUGCCCACAUGCCAGCUUCCAACAUGUCCUACGAUGCCAUUGCUACAAAGACGUCGUCGGCAUUCACGCCGAUCCAGACCAGUAUGUUGCCCAUCAGUGGAGGGACUCAAUUGUCCAUGGCGGCGUCAUCUUCACAGCGGUACUUCCCAUAUGAUCCCAUCAGCUUCCCUAAGACUCACACACAAAUGCCCUCCAUGGACGUAAAGCCCAAUCAGUUCCCCAACCAGCUCAUUUCACUCCACCAGAUUCGUAACUAUGCCCACCAACCUACUAUGAGCUCCGACUUGCUGCUUAAGGACAAGGGUGUUACUCAAUAGUUUGUCGAGUGGAGUGCGGGCCGCAACCAGGCCCCGAUGUCGACUGGGAGUGGGCCGCAUACGGCGGCUCGCGACUCAGGCGCUUCCCUACGGUGCUGGGGCCGCAAUGUGUGGACUGAGCCGGUAGGAGGGGCUGAAUACAGGGUAUUGAUGGCACGGGGCAGAGGCACGGGAGAGGGCGCCGCCUGGCGGCAGCAGCAAGAGCUGUGGCCACCACUCCCAGUGAGAGCCCAGUGACGAGUUGUGAUACGUGCCCAGUGAUAGGUGGACGAGGUCUGCAAGACAAGUCGGCUGACUAAGAAACGCUCGCUUAGCAGGGAAACGUUAGUGUAAAUGUGCAAUAACCACACUAAACGCAAGAGGAAACUCGUGUCGCAGGAACUGCUUCUCACGUAUGUUUGUAAAGAUUGCUAUUGUUAAGGACUGGCCGGUACGGUGUGGUUGCGGAGAUGAGAGAGACUGGAGAGGAAAGAGGACGAAUGGUUGAGGCGAAGUGGUGGUAGUGGAGCUCUGGACGCCCACAUUUAGCACCAACAGCAACAAACAGCAGCCAAAUGCUGUCCCGUACAAACCCACCAGAAUACAGUUCACGUUCCUCUUCACUGUUAAAGUGAGCAACUCUCCGAUAUCGUGAUAGCUAAACAAGCAAUACUGUUACUAGUUAUGGUGCCUUCCACCAUCCAUCGAAACCCAUAGGUUCCUUCAAACACAAUUUUACUUUGACUGUAGCACAAAACAUCACUUCAUUUUAUUUUAAACUGUAUACAGGAUUUUCCACGAAAAUAUUGUAUUUUUCAUCUGUUUCCUUAAUCAUGUCACUACUUAACUUUGUUUUCUACUAAGCGUCCAGACUUGCUCACUGACGGCUGGCUAAGUCAGCGUAUUCUUUUACAAAAAAUCAUUCAUUUCCAAGAGGAUAUUUCUCCUUGUGGAAAGUUCACACUGAAAUCCUUCAGUGAACAUGCCGGGACGCCAAUUUCUUUCUUCAUUAUAUACUACCUCUAAGAACAGACGGUUCCAGAUGACAUUGUUUUCGAUACCUUACAAAGUUUGUGCCAGUUGGCCCCCUGUCCUCGGGUCUCUGGCCCUAGCAUCUGGCAAGGUCCCAUCCCCUUCAAGAGUCCCCCACAUCGUUGGGACUAAGACUCUUACUCCCUAAACCUCGUUGCCCACGCAAGACUGCCCAGCCUGCUCGCGGGCAGCACUAACCUCCUCCAUCCAGGAAGUAUACGAUUAUUUCUACGUUAUGUCUUGUAUGUGUAUCAGAUAGUCUGAAGUCUCUUGUAGUUGCAGGUUUCCCAUUAUGAAACAUAUGGGUCUUAAGAAGAGCUUCUGGCAGACUCGAAAAUGUGUGUUUUUUUAAGAUUCACUUUAGAUACUGUAAGUCUAUUGUUUUUAAUACAAAUGUAUGAUGCCAGUUUAACGGCUUAACAUUCGGAAGACUGUAGAUUUGCUGUGAAUCCUGCCAGGGGUUCACCUAUUACGACCCUCAAUUCUCAGACCUCACUUGAGUCGACUUUGUAAACGGCAAUCAGGGGCCAAGCAUCAAAACUCCUCACAUGUUACAGUAUUCAGCACUUCUCUCUAAUCUACAUUCUUCCGCCAACUUUACAGGCACUUUGACUUCAGUCUCUAAGGACACUACUUUUGUAUGCUGCAAAAGUUCUAUAUUAUGCAUGGGUAGAAGGUUAUGAAAAGUACUUAGUAGGGUACAUAGCUAAUACGACUCGUUACUGUUUCCUUUUGUACUUACGACUAUAGGGAGUGAAAUAAUAGGAUAAUGUUGGUUCGUUUUCUAUAUAUUUGCAUGGAUAAUAGACCGUAGCAACAUCUUCUGUCGUAUAUAAUAUGAAAAAUCAAACCGUGAUGUUAUAGACAAAGGAGGUAAAGAGAGUUUGUUAGAAUGGACGAGUGAAUGUAUUUAGAAAGUCUGGAAAUUCAACUCUUGCUUGCUCUCACAGUAAGCAUCGCAUACUUUGGGCCGCAUUCUCGAUGCGUACGGUAAGAUUAGGCUGAUUUACUUGAAGUUUCCAAGAUUUUACAUUAGGCUGAAGGGAUUUCAGUAACAAACUUAUGUGACUUUAUGCCAAAAAUAAACGUUUUUGAAUGUGACUAAAAUUUUGUUAGGCACGUGGAUUACAGUAAUCACUUCUGACAGCCUUUCGAAUCUUCAAUACGGCCCUCAGAUUGUCAGUGACGAGUGAUAUUUUGUACAGUAGCCACAGAGAAGUCCAACCUUCCCAGAUGAUAUUACUGUAAGUGAAACUAUACAUCAAAAUAUGUUUGCUCAACAUAGCUACUUGUUCGUUUGGCACGUUAACAGAUGUUUGUGUUAAUUGUUAAUUCAAGUGUUGACUGUUAUUAAAGGCUCAUAAGUCACACUAAAGUGGAGUUCUCGUAUUCAACAUGACUAGUUUUGUUUAUGCUAGUUUAAGGUUUUAGUGGAUUGGAAAUGUGUGCUUGUUAGAGCAGUGUGACCAAUCAAAAGGAACCUUAGCAUAGACAAAGGGGUUGUGCGUUCCACGAUAAUUCCUCUUCUCGGGAAGCCUCAGCAUUGCUGAAGGUCCAGAGCCCAAAGUGUACUCACGGGGGAAAACGUCCAAUCAGGAAGUUCCUGAGACGGCAGCAUCCAGCGACUGAGUUUGCUCUCCAGUCUCUGUGCUGAUAAGCUUAACUCUUUGUGUAUGGUAAUUGCACGUGCUAAAUCUAAUGCUUGUCAGGGUAAACGUCGCAUUGUUGAGGUUUAAUUCCUAACAGACAUUAGUGUUUGAGUUUAAUCAUCAUCCCGCCAUCUUUUUGGGCAUGAAUGCAAGAUGAAAAAACUAGGCCACGGCACAGUCCGAGAGAUGACAGGUGUGAAUAGGGUCCCAUAGUGCCUACACUGAGGGCUCUGGACGGCAAGGCUCACCCAAAUGUCCUCGCAGUAUGGCUGAAAGCUGCGUGCAUGGCUUACUGAAUUCCCCCCAAAAUGAUUUAUUUUGUUUAGCAAGAGACAUGACUGAAGUAAACUCGAUAAGUUCAGCCCUUUUCGUUGGUUCAUUUCUCUUUGUCGUUCGUGGCAAAGCUAUUUCAUUUUCCGCAACAACCCCUGAAGUAAACUCGAUAAGUUCAGCCCUUUUCGUUGGUUCAUUUCUCUUUGCCGUUCGUGGCAAAGCCAUUUCAUUUUCCGCAACCACCCUUUGUGAAUGUACAGACCCUCCCCACCCACCUAUGUAUUGUUAUUUUCAUUUAUUUCCUCUCUUUUGUUUCUCGUCCUUGCUUUUAUAGCUAUCCUCAGUCAUGGCGGCCUGGCCUUGACAACCUGGCCACGAUCUUGACAGUCUGGCCUGGAUAAGGGUAAUUUGUCUCGCCAUCUUGACUCUCCCGGUGCGGCUCCAAAAGUGACGUUUGUGUAUCCAGCUUUGAGUCCGUUCAUUAACAUUUCCCUCUGAAGAUUUAUCUAUUUUUAAUUAUGCUCGAGAGCGUUAUUUUUUAUAUUUAGAAGCAGUUAUAUUUUUAAUUUUUGUUAUUGACAUUUUAAUUGAGAAAUCAACGAGGCGCUUUGCAAGGUGUGAUAUUAGUGAACAAGAGUGAGACGACCUGUCGGUUGUGCUAGCCCGCGGGUCCUCUUUAAGACCUGGGGCCAGAUUCACGAAGGUGUUACGCAAGCACUUACGAACCAGGGGCCAGAUUCACGAAGCAGUUACGCAAGCACUUACGAACGUGUACAUCUUUCCUCAAUC